AUGGAAGCAAGGCACACACCAAUAAAAUGGGCUCAAAGAAAAGCACAAGUGUUCAUUACACUCGAAUUAAACAAUCUAAUAGAGAACUCGUGUACCAUUCAAACUACUCCUGAAGGUGGAAUUCACUUUAAAGGUACCAAUAAGGAUACAGGGAGCGAAGUCACAGUCGAUUUAGAACUUUUCGAAAAGAUCGUCCCAGCAGAAUGCAAGUGGAAAGUCACAGGAAGGAGCGUGCAGUUAAGUUUAGCUAAAGAAAACAAAGAAGUUGAAUAUUGGCCAAGACUUUUGAAGCAAACAGGGAAAUUACCUUGGAUUGCAAUUGAUUGGAGUAAGUGGGUUGAUGAAGAAGACGAAAACUCUAAUUCGGUUUCCUAAAUAUUUUUAAAUCCAGGGUGUUAGGGUGUUAAAAUUUUUUUAAAAAAUUUUUAUAUAUAAAAAUAGAGUAAGGCCAAACCUGAUUUUGAUUACGAUUACAAUAAUAUGCCUGAUUACGAUGAAGGUGAAGACUCAGAUGAAGAAUCAGAAGAGGAAGAAGCGCCUGCUGAUUUGGGUGACUUAGAUGGUGAAAAAGGAGAUAUCCCAACAGGAGCAAUGCCUGCUGAAGAGGCUGGAGAAGAAAAGAAAACAGAAUAA
This is a messenger RNA of Blepharisma stoltei, 633 nucleotides long. The record is from the annotation of a GenBank genome assembly. NCBI's taxonomy places the organism in Eukaryota, Ciliophora, Heterotrichea, Heterotrichida, Blepharismidae.